AUGUAUAAAACACCAUAUAUCACUAUUCUAGAACUAUUUUAUACUUCAGUAGCUGUUGGUUUCGAACUCUACGUAAUCGGUGGAACUUACAAUGCGCCGUCUUCAGCUGUCCGUAUUCUUGAUUGUCGGACGCACACGUGGCGUGAUGGCCCUAGUAUGUUGAUGCCUAGGUGGUAUUGGACGCGUGCCAAUGCGUUUUUACUCGAUUUGAAAAUAUAUGUGAUGGGACGUUGGGGGAGCGACGAGUCUCAGCAUAAUUGGAUGGAAGUGUUGGACAUAAAAACUCAGACUUGGAGACACCUGCGGAUCCAUGGAGUCGACAAGUUUGACAGCAAUUGGUUUGUGACUAAUGUGUUUGAAGGAAAGAUGUACACAAUUGCUGAAAAGAAGAGCUAUGCUUAUGACACACAAGAAAGUAGGUGGGAAGUUGUGGAGACACACAAGAACUUCAGAUAUAUAAAUGAUUGGUGUGUGAUUAAGGAUGUAAUGUAUUGUUUUUCACGCUCCGGUUAUUGCAUGUGGUAUGACUCCAAAGCUGGAGACUGGAUAGAUGUCAUGGGUUCGGAUAUCCAAGCAUUGCGCAUGCAUAGAAAAAGUAGCUUAGUGUGGUCAUGGGUGCAUGAAGUACGCAACCUUGGUGGGAAACUUCUAUUUAUGUGGAUCCCUGAGUCCGAAAGAAACAAAUGA
Brassica napus (rape) is the source of this 687-nucleotide messenger RNA. RefSeq names its product F-box/kelch-repeat protein At5g39560-like. The transcript has a single exon. Gene Ontology annotation, molecular function: protein binding. The record is from RefSeq and is a predicted model, not a curated record. Lineage: Eukaryota; Viridiplantae; Streptophyta; Magnoliopsida; Brassicales; Brassicaceae. Bases 1 to 687 code for a protein of 228 amino acids.